GUUACACACAGGCCAGAAGGUAUCUGCAUAACUUAAGAGACAGUGAGUAUGUGUUGAAUCACUGUGUCGGUGCAUCUUUUGUUGUCAAUGGCAAGAAAUGGAUUUGCCUGUGACUGUGCCAUCUGUAGCAGACUUCAUGUUAAAGAAAUUGAUCAAGCCAUUCGUUUUGGGUUUUGAUCAGGACUCACCUAAAACAGUCGUAUGUACAAAUUUUCUCAAUAACUGUACUUUGACUUCGGACUUCCGUACCUAAUCAAUGUAAAAUGUGAUUAGAUGUGUUUGUGCUUUAUUUUAGAGAGGAGAUAUGUCAGGCAUUGAUGACAGAGUUCAGGCAGAAGGAGGCAUUGGUUAUUAUGAAUUUGAAAGAGUGAUCGGAAAGGGAAACUUCGCUGUUGUUAAGCUAGCUAACCAUACUAUCACCAAUGUCAAGGUUGCUGUAAAGACUAUAGAUAAAACACGGCUUGAUGUUGAAAACAGAAGAAAGGUUGCAAGGGAAGUUGAAAUCAUGAAACAGCUUGAUCAUCCAAAUAUAAUUCGGCUUUUCCAGGUCAUGGAGACGGCCCACCAUAUCUAUCUUGUUACUGAAUAUGCAAGCAAGGGUGAAAUAUUCGAGUACCUGAUUCACAAUGGACAUAUGAAUGAAGAUGAAGCUAGGAAGAAAUUUUCACAAAUUGUGAAAGCUGUUGAUUACUGCCAUCAACACAACAUUGUUCAUCGUGACCUAAAGGCUGAAAAUCUACUGUUGGAUUCUAAUGCAAAUGUCAAACUUGCAGAUUUUGGAUUUAGCAACUACUAUCAUGGACAUGAAAUGCUAAAGACGUGGUGUGGGAGUCCACCCUAUGCUGCCCCAGAGUUAUUUGAGGGAAAGGAGUAUUCUGGUCCACAAGCUGAUAUUUGGAGCCUUGGUGUUGUACUGUAUGUAAUGGUGAGUGGAGCCCUGCCAUUUGAUGGAGCCAAUCUGCAGCAGCUGAGAAGCAGAGUUCUUCUAGGUCGUUAUCGUGUUCCUUACUAUAUGUCAGAAGAAUGCGAAAAACUUAUUCGACGCAUGUUACAACUUGAGCCCGCUAAAAGGAUUCCUUUGAAUAAGGUGUUAGAGCACCGAUGGAUGCAAGGAAUGGAGCUCGAUCUGCAGCCUACUAGCAAAAUGAGAGUGUUUGGCUCAAACGAGCACAUUUUUUGGAAUAGUCAUGUUCUUGCUGCAAUACAGAAAAUGAACUAUGAUGUGGAUCGAUGCAAGCAAGCUGUCCAGUCUCGUUUGUAUGAUGACUACGCUGCACUGUAUUAUCUUCUAUUAAACAAGUGGGAACAUGGUCAAUUGCAAGUAUCUACCACUGUUCCUCCUACACCUCACCACAGACUGAGCCAUAGUGCAGCUGUUCCUGCACUUAAUGUGAAUCCUUCAGACUUUCCUACAGGUCAAUCUCAAGAUCAGUGGCAACAUAUGUCAGCUAGACAACCACCUGGUUCUGCAUCAUGGAAUGAGUAUCCAAAUGAUCCCAACCUGGUGCGCUACCUCAAGCUUGGUCGCCGCCACACUCUUGGUGCUGCACAAAAUCACAUGUUGAUACCUCCAAGUGACCUAGGCCACCUCCGUGAAGCCAGUGAAUGUUCAAGUCAAACUAGCAAUGACAUCAGCAUCAAUGUCAGUACUGCUAUUUCACCCCCUCAUGAGCCACUAAGCCUUCGUAGUGCACUUGGUGGUGAACAGGCAGAUGCUCACUCUUCGCAAUCUGGAAGCAGUCCAUUGUCAAGAGCCACUUUAAUGCAACCGCAAGUUAGAGCACGCAUGGGAAGGCGAGCUUCUGAUGGAGGCCCUUAUGCUGCUGUGUUCCGUCUCUACUUGGAGAAGCGGAUGCCUCAGCUGGCACAAAUUAACAGCCGAGGCUCCUUGUGUGAAAGUGCCACACAUAGCUCUACAAGCAGUGUAAAGCAGCUCUUGCAAGAAAAGAAAUCUCAGGAGACUCAAGUUGGAAAGCAAUCAACACAGUCAAAGGAGUGGCUUCAAUAUAAAGAUCAGAUUUUACAUCAUAAGCAGCUGUCUUCUACUUCAUGCAACCCUGCCACUGCAGAAUCCUUGGUUCCAAUCCAGCCAACACAAAAUUGCAAUACACCGAAUGGUAUGGAAGACCAUAUUUGUCGCAACAGCUUACGGGCUCAAGUUCAACCAUUCCAAACAUAUACCCCUCAGCAAAUACAAGAGCAAUUGCAGCAUCUUCACAUUCAACAACACAGCGAGGCUGAUACUGUACAAGUCGCUAAAUUGUUCGAGCAAUCUCACAUCACCCCAGCAACUAGGGAGCAACAAAGUGGGGUAGAGAUUAAGAGAGAGGUGCUUCCAGUGCAAGAUAGUGGUAAUUCAGUGUUGCACCACUUGCUCUUGCGUACUUCAACGCCUGCUGCACUGAGCAAUAGUGUACAAACAAAUCGAGUUGAUUACAACCGUAGUCAUCCAGAACAUGUUUUGAUGUCCCAGCAACAGCAGCGACAAAAGUCUGCUAUCACGCCAUUAGAUCUUUCAGCUAUGCUAAGCAAUGUUGCUUCUUAUACAAGUAAGGAUCUGCCGUCAUUCCCUGUGAACAUACAGGCUCACUCUCCAACCAAAGGAAUAGAAAGGCGUACCCCUGUGGAAGACUACCAGAUGGCAUCAAUUGCAGAAGUUACAAGGGAAAAAGUUGUUGGUGGGAUACCAGACCGUGUGGUAGUUGCCACCCACCCUGGGAUUUCACUUCAGUAUGCAUUAUCAAACGGGUCAGAGCAACAUAAUGAGAAAACAUAUCCUUGUUCUAAUUGGACUGGUGAGGUAUUUUCCAGUAAUGAUCACACGCAGAUUUUACAGCAUGGCGACUCCUGCAACCCAGUAACACUGCCUACCUCCACAUCACCCUCCCAUUCUAUCACAAACCAUAUUUUGAAUGUAUUAAACAGCAAUCAACUGCAGCAUUAUCAGACUAGCAGUGGAAUUGUUGUAGAACAUGAAAGGGUAAAGUUUUUGAUAGUUUGCAACGUACCACAUCUUAACACUAUUCAUAUGCAAUUUAUUGCUGGAGAUCCAAUGCAGUAUCAAACGCUCAGUUCACACCUGGCCACCCAGCUUCAAUUCAUUCAAUAGUAUGUUGCCUUGUAUUGCUUAAAGAUGUUUUUAUUCAUAUACAUAUUUUUCAUGCAAUGUAUUUUGAGGUGCUUCAAAAUCAAUUUUACAUCUUUCCACCACUUAAACUGAAGGGGAAUCUUGGUUUAUUAGGGUUAGAGGAGGUAGCACACGAUAAACAUUUCGCGCAUGCGGCAAUCAAGUAUCACAGAUACAAGA
Molecule: messenger RNA, 3307 nt
Organism: Geodia barretti
Lineage: Eukaryota; Metazoa; Porifera; Demospongiae; Tetractinellida; Geodiidae
Source: the annotation of a GenBank genome assembly